UACAGCGCGUAAGUUCAAUUAAACGCAAACCAUCAUCAUAGAAUGCAGGAAUUCUCAUUUAUUUGUUCCAAACACAAGCCGCAAAGCAGGAAAUUGUCUUUGAAUUAAAUAUUCGAGUCUAUACAUAAAAACACGACACGCAGUUUCAUUCUGUACUACUGGGCGGUUUAACAACAUCCAACAUUUGAGACAUUGAGCAUGAGAUUUUCGGAAGGCACAUCGUAUAUCUGGGCAGAGACAACGUUGUUCAUGUGACACGACUAUCAAGGUAGCUGCAGCAGGCUGGCAAUAAUUGUCCACAAAGCAAUCAUUACCUUGGGCCGGUUUGUUGUGCGGACCACUGACACUGGGAGGCGCGGUCUGCUUUGUGUCUGAGACGUCCCGGCGCCGACCCGCCCCCGCCUCACGGUGAUUGGACCGUGCGAUCAGAGGGCGGUGCCAGGCACCCGCCCUGCUCGCUGCGACUGGCUGGGGUGGCUGUCAAUCACCCGGGGGAGGCGGGCUCUGCAUCUGGGACUUGGUUCUGGCGAGAAUUAAUUGUCCCCGGGACCUGCGCUCGCUCGCUCGCUGCCUCGACCGCUGCUUCAUUCCUUCCUCACUCCCUCCCUCCCUCCCUCCACGCCGCCCAUGUAAAGUAUUGAUUUCAUUUUUUCUUUUCGUUUCACUAAUUUGCAAACGUACUAUUUGCCAACCUUCCACAUGGAGAGGGCGGAUUUGCCGAGGCAGCCGAAGUGAAAGUGCAAGUGUGUCGCUGGAAAUAUGACUGCCGUUCCCACUCACUGAGGGAUUAAUUGUCUGUUGCCAUGACAACCAACCAUCAUACUCGCCUGCCUGAUGUCCUUCCAGACUGCACUAGCUUGGUUCCUUUAGUGAAAUCAGUGGAAGAUUCGGCUGGUGUGGUGAAUGGACAACCACAGUAUGUGAUGCAAGUUUCAGCAAAGGACAGGUUGCUGCUCUCUACGACGGUGGUCAAGACGCUGAACACACACAGCACAUUCAAUGACUGGCCUAUGUGUAGGAUUUGUCAUGAAGGCAGCAAUCAGGAAGACUUGCUCUCCGCAUGUGAAUGUACAGGGACUUUGGGAACUAUUCAUAGGAGCUGCUUGGAACGCUGGCUUUCUUCUUCAAACACCAGUUACUGUGAACUCUGUCACUUCAAGUUCUCAGUGGAACGGAAACCGAGGCCAUUAGUAGAGUGGUUGAGAAAUCCAGGCCCACAACACGAGAAGCGGACAUUGUUUGGUGACAUGGUGUGCUUUCUGUUUAUAACUCCUCUGGCCACAAUCUCGGGGUGGUUGUGUUUACGAGGUGCAGUUGACCAUCUACAUUUCAGCAGCCGCUUAGAAGCUAUUGGACUCAUUGCCUUAACUGUUGCACUUUUUACUAUUUAUCUCUUUUGGACUCUUGUUUCAUUCCGUUACCACUGUCGAUUGUACAAUGAGUGGCGUCGAACCAACCAAAGAGUAAUAUUGCUUAUUCCCAAAUCAUCAGAUGCAUCGUCUACUCAUCAACUGCUUCUUGGUCUACAUUCAUUGAAAAAAAACUCAGAAGAGACAAUAGUGUAAUCUGUCAAUUUUACAAUUCUGUAUUUAAAAUUCUGAUAUUUAACCAAAGAUACAUUUGGUAACCUUUCUUCAGGAUAUAGCCUGACUUCACAAUUUUUUUUUUCAAGCAAAUAAGCCACUAUAUUAUAAUUUUCUUCUCAGAAUUGUGUAAAUGGACAAUAAUUUUGUUUAUGUGAAAUGGAAUGCAAGUGCAGACACAAGUGACUGCAAAUGCAGGCAUCCUGAGCAAAAAACAAUGCUGGAGAAACCCAGCAGGUCAGUCAGCAUCUGUGUGGGGAAUUGCGAAGACAAUGUUUCAGAUUGGGUCCCUUCCGGCUGAUGGAGUAGAGAGAAGUUGGUAGUGAAAUGGUGGGGCAAGAUCUGGCAAGUGAUAAAUGGAUACAGCUACGAAAAGGAUGAGUGGCACAUGAGUCAUUAGGGAGAUAUGUGGUGAUCAAACCUGGAAAUGGAGACAAAAGGGAGCAGAUAGUGGAAUCUAAUAAGGAAGGAAAAUGAGCAGUGAGACAUAAAACCAGAGGUAGGGAUAGUGGGUGGCAGGGAACAGGGUGGGUGAGGAAGAAAAUUGGGGACACAGAGUAGAAGAUCAGCAGAUGGAGGAGGGUGAAGGGUGAUAACCAUAUAACAAUUACAGCACGGAAACAGGCUAUCUCGGCCCUACAAGUCCGUGCCGAACAACUUUUUUUCCCCUUAGUCCCACCUGCCUGCACUCAUACCAUAAGCCUCCAUUCCCUUCUCAUCCAUAUGCCUAUCCAAUUUAUUUGUAAAUGAUACCAAUGAACCUGCCUCCACCAUUUCCACUGGAAGCUCAUUCCA
This is a messenger RNA of Leucoraja erinaceus (little skate), 2378 nucleotides long. Its product is annotated as E3 ubiquitin-protein ligase MARCHF3-like. NCBI's taxonomy places the organism in Eukaryota, Metazoa, Chordata, Chondrichthyes, Rajiformes, Rajidae. The record is from RefSeq and is a predicted model, not a curated record. Bases 804 to 1565 code for a protein of 253 amino acids. Gene Ontology annotation, biological process: protein ubiquitination. Gene Ontology annotation, molecular function: zinc ion binding; ubiquitin-protein transferase activity. The transcript is spliced from 5 exons.